CACAUUCAUGCAAGCCCGUUGUUUCGUCCACCGCCGAUAGUGCAGUGCCGUGCUCCUCCUUAACCCGGCUUCACACCUCGGGGUGUGGAUGUUUGGAUUUUGACGUCUCCGGUGAAGACUGACAUCCUCGCUUGAAUGGAGAGAUCGAGGUUGGCCUACGCAACGGCGGUCGUUGUCGGCGCUGGGACAGCCGUCGCUUUGGUAUGGUGGUUUUGGACUCGUCGCCAAAAGGAACAGCCUCCGAAGAAGUGGCGGAAGGUCGGCGAACUGAGCGACCUCAUCGUCUUCCCUGUAAAGUCUUUAGGUGCCGUACGCUUGAAUACCAUGGAAUGUACGCCUCUGGGUCUCAGAGACGGCUGGCUCAGGGAUCGGACUCUCAUGGUCAUCGACAUGGACGGUCAUUUUGUCACGGGAAGACAACUGCCGCGAAUGGUCCAGGUUUCGCCGAGCAUUUCAGGAUCCACGCUGACUCUCAGGGCGCCUGGGAUGAUGGCGGUUUCGGUUGACCUGGCUGGCCUUAGAGGUAAAGGAUUCCGAGCGGCUGUAUGGGGCCAGCCAGUUCCAGCCCGAGAUUGUGGCGAGGAAGCGGCUCGUUGGCUGUCCAGGUUCCUUCUCCAGGAAGAUACCGGUCUCAGACUUGUCUAUUAUCCGUUAGACCGACCGACUAGAGAUGUGCGAACGAAAAACAAGCCGUUCCCACUGGUCGUCAGCGAAGAUACGGGGGCGUAUCCAGAUGCGACGAGUUACACCUUGAUGAACGAGGCCUCGAUUGCGGACCUGAACACUCGUCUUGAGGACCCAGUGACACCGCAGCAUUUUAGGCCAAACUUUGUGGUGAAAGGGGCACAGGUUUUAGAGGAAGAUUCUUGGGACUGGGUGAAAAUCGGGAACGUCGUCUUUAGAAACGUGAAACCAUGCACGCGAUGCAUAUUCACGACCGUCGACCCGGAAACAGGAAUGAAAAGUCCCAAAGUAGAACCACUGAAGACUCUUAAAGGUUACCGACAAAUCAAGGACCCUGAGCUGAGACCGUUUACCGGCGAUAGUCCUGUGAUGGGAAUACACCUGGGCUUGCGGUCUAACAACGGAAAUGUCCGGCUCGGAGACGGUGUUUUUGUCGGUGUUCCAGAAGAAGAAGAGCCGUUCUACUCCCCUCCGCUAUUGCAUCGGUGGAGCUCUUGCGAACACGAUGUUUUUCCGAUUGAGGAAAAAAUGUCAAAGGCUGACAUAGAUUAUCCGGAUUCAUCAUCAAGCUUCUUUGGGAGUGCCGCGAACAUAAUUGCCAGCUUAUCUAACCUCGAGUGAGAAGAAAAUAUACAAUGUUCAGUAAACAAAAGGUCUCGUACAGAUAUUUGACAAGGUUGGAGUUGGUAACGUUAAGGUGAUGAAACAUUGAAGAAAAAAUCAUUAUUUGGCAACUUUAGAUUGGCUUUUAAAGAGUCAAGAUGGUUAACUAUGAGUAUGUUUUGCUUUAUUACGAUUUAUUGGAUUUCAGAGAAUGCCAAUGUCGUUGAAUAAUGAUUUCUUUCUUUUUUUUUUUUUGUUUAUUUUUUAUAUUUCAUUAUUGCGUCAAGGGGAUGUCGGAUUUUCGUCAAAUACGGCGAAUCGUAUUUGACAAUUGUCAGUUUUUUCUUAUAAUUAAAAUCUGUUUAUACUUUGGCAAAUGACAGGAAUUAUGGCUGAUUGGAAGCUUGUCAACCGACUAGACAAGGCUAGGAAAAUUGAGAUUACAAAAAAUAUGUGAUUCAACUGCAGUGGCGUACGCUAUAAAUUGAAAAAUCACGAUACAUACAGCGUCGUCAUUUUUGAUGAUCUGUGCUUACAACGAAAACUAAGUGAAGUUCAUUUUUCGUACAAAAUGAUGUGCGUGCGGAGUGUUAUUUAUUAUAAGGAGUUUUUAUUGUAAGAGAAUUUUGUAGAUCUUUUGAAUGAGAAAAUUUCAAUAUUGUAUGGCUAUCGGAAACUUGGUUACAGUUGGAUGGUAUUUUUUCAUGUAUUUUCAAAAAUAUAAAUGAAUUCAAGUACCUGGUCGAUAGAAUUUGUCUAUUGUAUAGUGAUUCAGGAGACUAGUUGUUCUUUGCUUCAAAUACCAACGGAAAGUCUCCCUGAAGAGUAGCGUUCUACGCAAAAAUAAUACAAUAAAUAAAUGAAUGAGUAAAUCAGUUGAAGAGUUUCAAUGAAUAGAUUAACCAUGUUGACAGGUGUGUUAUAUAUUUUUUCAGAUAUGGGUCAGUUUGAAAAUUUUC
Messenger RNA from Neodiprion fabricii, 2246 nucleotides. It is a transcript of the gene Marc, whose product is annotated as mitochondrial amidoxime reducing component 2. Gene Ontology annotation, molecular function: catalytic activity; pyridoxal phosphate binding; molybdenum ion binding. The record is from RefSeq and is a predicted model, not a curated record. NCBI's taxonomy places the organism in Eukaryota, Metazoa, Arthropoda, Insecta, Hymenoptera, Diprionidae. Bases 136 to 1305 code for a protein of 389 amino acids. The transcript is spliced from 5 exons.